Messenger RNA from Nylanderia fulva, 4453 nucleotides. RefSeq names its product RNA-binding protein MEX3B. NCBI's taxonomy places the organism in Eukaryota, Metazoa, Arthropoda, Insecta, Hymenoptera, Formicidae. Gene Ontology annotation, molecular function: RNA binding. The record is from RefSeq and is a predicted model, not a curated record.
GCGAAUUUUAGGUCCUUCCCGGAGGAUACAUUUGAUGUAAUAUUUAAUUUACAACGCGCGCCCACACAGAUAGAUAGUCGCGGUAAUUCAAGCGUGCAUUUUACGAUCUAAAGGACGAGUUGCUAUUAUUCACCUUAGGAUUUAUAUAAAGGUUUUCUUCUACGUUAUCUUCCCGUUAAAAUGAAGAGAUAACCGCGCGGGAAAAGUGUUGGUGCGCACACGGAUACGCGCGCAAAGCAUGUGACAGCUACGGGAGAAGAGGAGAAAGAGCGUUAUACGAUCCACCUAGGUCGGUGCACUUUGACCCGUUCGCGAGGAAAAUCAUAUAUCGUCGCAGAUAUUUAUUUCGCCAGAGCGAGAGAGAGAAGAGAGAGAGAGAGAGAGAGAGAGAGAGAGAGAGAGAGAGAGAGAGAACUCACGCCCUAACUUUGUACAGGAUGCUAGAAGAAGCAAGCAUCGAUUCGAGAUCGUAUUUAUCUAUGCAAAAUUUUGCUUUUUAUAAUGAUUCAAAAUAAGAUCGAUUCGCGAUCGCGAACGAUCGAUUUAUAUCGAGAUAUCGAAUUAGGGGUAAUCUGCGAAAGGAGCUAGGAGGGUUAUUGACAUCUCGAGCCUGUACUUUUUCAGCCCGUUUGGGAAAAUGAGCGGAGUAGAGCGUGCAUAAACGGCGAGCAUUUCCAGAGGGAAACUUGGCGAAGGCUCGGAACGGAUACACGAACACGGAGAGGGUUGCGUGAAGUACAAUCGAGGCCGAGAGUGCACGCGUUCGUCCAUGUAGCCGUGGAACGUCGUCGGUCGCUCACGGUGUUGCUCCGCCGCGCCGGUAGGGUGUGCUGUCGUCGGUGCGCCGUGCGCGGGAGUGGGGAGGGGUUGCCUCGUCCCACGUGACUCGCGGCGGCCAAUAGGCGGCGCGCAUAGCCGGCGUCCGGCACAUGGCGGACCGCCGGCUUCGACUCGCGCAGUACGUCGCAGUCAGUCGCAGUGGUAACACGAGCGAGAGGGUAGUUGCACGCGCCUUCGAAAGGAAAGAUCGUGGUGAAGAGAGGUGAGCGAGAGAGCGUGGGACAGACGGAGGGAGCGAGGAAGAGAGGAUCACGAGCGGGAAAGGGAAAGAAGGGAGCGGAAACAGAGAGCGAGCGCGCAGCCCCUUGCCUCUGUUUUCAGUGUUUCGGUCUCGCGCGACGACUCAACCUCUCGGUCUACGCUCAAGUCAGUCGGCCGGUUGUACGAGAUAGCCGAACAACGCGAUACGAAAUCGUCGUUGUACCUCACGUUCGGUCUUCGGGUGAAGAGAGAGAAGAGCGAGAGAAACGAACGAACGAAAGCAUCGGUCGAAACACACGCGAUUAUAUACUAGUGACGCGCGUGCGAGAGCGAUUAUACGAACGCUGCUCUUGGAACAGACGAACCGUACAAAACCGUACGCAUCCGAUAGAGAGACAAGACAGUAGAGCAGUGGGGAUAUCGAGAAGGCCAUUUUCGUCGCUGGUCCGCGGGUUACGUACGAGACGCAUCACACGACCGGCGUGUGUCUCCGACGCGAGAAGGAACGAGUGAGCGACUGAUUGCUACACCGCGUCAUCGUCGCGAAUCGACAUUCAGAGAGAGAGGAUCGGUGUAUAUACACACUACGAUCGUCGAAAAACGAACCGACGACAUUAUUACUCCCACGCGGUGCGGGUUGUUCGAAUCUCCGUUUUUUUACGCGUACGUAAUCGUCGAACGUGAACGACGUGACGUUGCUGCAGCGUCGCGACACUCGCAGCUAUAUUCAAAUUGUCUCACACUUGGCCAUUAUCAUCAUCAUCAUCAUCAUCAUCGUCGUCGUCGUCGACGUACCACGAUCGUCGCCAUCGAGAGAAGGUACGAAAUCGUUCCGCCUCGUUUGUUCGAUAAAGAAGAGACCACGGAGGAGAAGUGAAGCGAGGUCGACGACAGCGUUAAAAUACCCGGUGAACGGCAACGUGGACUCUCAAGUGCGCGUAUUUUUUUUCCAAUCAACCGCGACCGGUGUUUAUUGCACGAAGAUACGAGAGAUUAUAAUAUAAGAGCGAAAUGCCGACGAGUUUGUUCGACAUGGACCGCAACUCGAACAGCGCCUCCUUCGAGGAAAAUCGCGCCUUCGAGCUAGCCUUCUCGUUGCUCGGCCUGGAUAACCAGUCCGGAUGCCCCGGCAACGGCAACAACACCGCCAACGAUCCGGAUCCGCUGCAGACCACGCCGGCCGUCUUCGAGGAGGCGCGUUCCAAGAAGAGCCAGAACAUGACCGAGUGCGUGCCGGUGCCUAGCAGCGAACACGUGGCGGAGAUUGUCGGCCGACAGGGUUGCAAGAUCAAAGCGCUUCGAGCGAAGACGAAUACCUAUAUCAAGACGCCCGUGCGCGGCGAAGAACCCGUGUUCGUCGUGACAGGUCGCAAGGAGGACGUGGCCCGUGCAAAACGUGAGAUCCUCUCCGCCGCGGAGCACUUUUCGCAGAUUCGCGCUUCACGCAAGAGUUCGUUGGGUGCCCUGCUCGGUGCACCACCCGGUCCACCCGCGACGGUGCCUGGACACGUGACGAUUCAGGUCCGAGUGCCGUAUAGAGUGGUAGGUCUAGUAGUUGGGCCGAAGGGCGCGACCAUCAAACGAAUUCAGCAUCAGACGCAUACCUACAUUGUGACUCCGAGUCGGGACAAGGAGCCGGUAUUCGAGGUAACAGGCCUGCCGGAUAGCGUAGAGGCAGCUAGACGCGAGAUCCAGGCGCACAUCACUUUGCGUACCGGCGCCGCGCCCGGUAUCGUCGGCGACGAGACCGAUCUAUUGGGCGCUCUCUGUCGCGGUGGUCUCGGCUCGGUCCUCGGAAUUCAAGGUAUCGAUCAACCUGGAUCCAAUAGCUCUAGCAGCUCCAACGCGUUCUCCAGCAGCGGCAGUUGCAGCAGUUCGUCCAGCAGUACCGGAGGGAUUGGGCUCAACGAUAUCGUCGCCAUUUGGGGCGCCGGUCUGGAGAGAGACGAGGGUUUGGGGGAAUCGCCGUCGUUCGAAUCUCAGCCGACCUCGACAUCGUCGAUCUGGUCGUUCCCGGGCGUUGCGUUACCCUCGAGGCCGUCGCCGCCCGCGACGGCAAGUCCGGCGUCGCCCACGGACUCGCUUCUGGGCAACGGACGACGAGAGUGCGUUGUAUGCGGCGACAAGGAAGUCACCGCGGCGUUGGUGCCCUGCGGACACAAUCACUUCUGCAUGGACUGCGGCAACCGGGUCUGCGACAGCCAGGAUCCAAGCUGCCCGGUCUGUGCCAGGCACGUUCUGCAGGUGCUCCGCAUUUUCUCCUAAGAGGGGCCCCCUUCGAGCCACCGCCCGUCAGUCUCCCGUAAUAUGACACCGCUGGUGCACGCACCGGCAACUUACUACCUUCUACCGCUCCUCGAGCACCACGGUCGGCUAAUUACUGCUCCAGCACGCGCGACUACAACAGUGCGGACAACAACGUUGGCGACAACGACAAUAUCUGCGCGGUGAUUCUCUCUCGGCAUCCUCCGGAGUCGUCAUCAUCAUCAUCGUCGUCGUCGUCGUCGUCGUCGUCGUCUUUUUCAUCGUUCUACCAUGCUGGUGUGACGCCGUCGUCGUCAGGGGACCGAACGCGCACAAUGUCUCAAUUCCACGGCUGCCAAUAAUCUCUUUUACGCGACGGGAAUUCGCCUCGACGAAUCGCUCCUUUGGCUCGAUCGUCGUCGAGUCUGUCGAAUUUCCGCUGACCGGAUACAACGAAGCCAGCUUUUAAGUUCUACGAGAUAUAUAUUUAGAGAGAGAGACAGAGACAGGGAUGGAUACACUCACCCACCGUCUCAUCGUCCCCCUCGCCCCACCCCCAUCACCCCUCCCGUAUUCCACUCGCCUGUUCCCCGUCUCUUGACGCUUGCAUAGAUUGGGCUCGCGGCUCGUCGAGUACUCCAAUAAGCCUCGAGGUAGAUGAGAGAGAUGGUACGAGGGUACUGAACACAAGUAUUACCAUCGUACCGUCCCGACUGACGUGCGAGAAAGAGCCUCUCUAUCGCCCGCAAAAGAUCGACGCUGCGAUAUUCUGCGACUGAUAUUAUUAGUAGCGAGACUGAUGGUUACCGAGACGCUACUUUCUGUUUUCUUUUCAUCGCGGAGGCUACGAUCCGAACACGGAUCGAUCGAGUCGCGGAUCGACCGGCCUCAUCGCCGACCUCUUGACUACGCUUAACACUCCUAGUGUUUUGCUGUUUUAGAGAAAAAAAAAAACUCUCUGCUCGUUCCUGAAAUUUCUUUGGGUCGAACGUUUGCUGGGAACGGAGGCUGCUUGCUUAGCAUGAUGGAUCUUAGAGCUUUCUCGAUUCCCUUUUUCUUUUUUAUUAAUAAGUAUGACUGAUUGUGAAUGAUGAUUCACGUUCAAAUCAUAUCCAAAGAUCAAGCUUCAUUUUAAAAGCUUUUAUAUAUAUGUACGUAUGUAUAUGUU